AUGGUUUGGUACCGUCUAUUCGGCCGUCUGCCGAAACAGCUUCACGUUUCUCCUCCGCUAUGCGGGACAUCGCACAUAUCGCAUCGCCAUUUUGCUAAAAUAUCAGAUGCCAAGGCCCUGGAAAUGAUGGACGGGCAUGGUGUAAUGGGCUCUUACGCGAAGGCCCUGUACCUCGCAGCCAAGGAUGCUAGUUGCGUUGACAGCGUGAUGGGUGACUUAAGCAAUCUGCACGAUGCAAUGAGCACCUGCGACGAGUUCGCUGUAUUCAUCAGCAACCCUUGUUUACGUUCUACCACCAAGGUUGCAUUUCUUCGUGACGACCUGAAGACGCUAGGUUUGCCGGCGAUGCAGAAAGAGACUUUGAACUGUCUGGAGGCGCUUUUCACGCAACGCCGCUCUGGUGAUUUUCCCGAGUUGGUAAAGUUGUUCGAGACCCUCUACAUGGCCACUAAAGGCCAAGUGAAGUGCUAUGCGCAUUCCGCGUUUGAGUUAAGCCCCAGACACAAGAGCGCUCUUGAGAACGCGCUGAAGAAGCGUCUCGGCGGUUCAUCGCAGCCAUCUGUCAUGUACAAGGUCAGUCCCAGUUUGAUGGGCGGUUUGGUAGUGCGUAUCGGUGAUCAGGUGAUAGACGCUUCCGUUAGCACGAAGCUUGAUCGUAUGCAUUCGAGGCUAUCAUCUAGUCCGUAA
Messenger RNA from Babesia ovata, 687 nucleotides. Its product is annotated as ATP synthase delta subunit. NCBI's taxonomy places the organism in Eukaryota, Apicomplexa, Aconoidasida, Piroplasmida, Babesiidae. The coding region runs from base 1 to 687 and encodes 228 amino acids. The transcript has a single exon. Gene Ontology annotation, molecular function: proton-transporting ATP synthase activity, rotational mechanism. Gene Ontology annotation, biological process: proton motive force-driven ATP synthesis. The record is from RefSeq and is a predicted model, not a curated record.